AUGAAAGAAAAAGAGGACCGUCAACGGACACCCGCUGACACCGCUGUACCUACCGCCGAAGAAGAGGCCAAGCACUUGCACGGCUUUCCGUUGUUCCUGCUCAUUCUGGGUUUAGAUCUGGUAAUUUUCUUGAUAUCGAUCGAUAGAACCAUCAUUACGACAGCUAUCCCGUUCAUCACGGGCGAGUUCCAUUCCACCGCCGACAUUGGCUGGUACGGAUCCGCAUACCUCAUGAUAGCAUGCGGUUUCAUGCCCGUGUUCGGGCGUGCCUUCACCUUGUUCACUGUCAAGUGGGCGUACAUAUUUUGUUUGUUCAUGUUCGGGCUGGGGUCUUUGAUUUGUGCACUUGCGCCCAAUUCAAAUACUCUAAUUGUUGGCCGCGCAGUCGCAGGGUUUGGCAGUGCAGGGACUAUACCGGGUAGUUUUGUCGUCGUAGCGGAAGCCGUCCCGCUACAUACCCGGCCCAUCUUUACCGCCAUCGUAGGUCUCAUGUUUGGCGUUGGCGCCACGUGCGGUCCGGUUCUUGGCGGCGUUUUUACCGAUCUUGUGAACUGGCGGUGGUGUUUUUGGAUAAAUCUUCCGAUUCUCAGUCUCCCACUUACCGUGAUGCUCCUGGUCUUUCGAGGCCGACCUCGCCAGCACAGAGACCGGUCCGUCUUGGACCGUCUUGUCAGUAUAGACUUCGUUGGAAGUUUUGUACUGCUAGGGGCAAUCACUAUGCUUUUUCUGGCGCUCGAAGACACCGCAUCUGGGGCGGAUUGGGGUAGUCCCAAAGUUAUUGGCUUGCUCUGCGCGUUUGGUGUGACAUCGGGGCUGUUCUUUGUAUGGCAGUGGUGGAAGCAAGAUGGUGCCCUGAUCCCACCUCACAUCAUCACCCAACGAACGGUGGCUGCCUCGUGCCUGCAGGCUUUCUUCUCAUACAGUAUCCUCGUCAUCCACGCUUAUUUCCUACCAAUCUGGUUCCAGGCCAUCUUGGGAGAGACUGCGAUCAUGUCUGGUGUUGACAUGAUCCCAUACGUUGUGGCCAAUGCGCUGAUGUCGCUUGUUGCGGGUGCUUUCGUCUCCAAAGUCGGUUACUUCACCCCUCCUGCCAUUGUCGGAGGCGCCAUUGGUACUGUUGGCUGUGGAAUCCUCACCCUCCUCCAUCCAGGUAUCAGCACUAGGGAGUGGAUUGGUUACGAGAUUCUCGUGUCGGCAGGCUUCGGCCUAUCAAUCCAGAUGAGUUUCUCAUCAGUCCAGACAGUUUUACAUCCCGAAGACAUUGGAAUUGGCACUGCCGCCGUAGUGGCCAUGCAGUCACUUGGAGGUGCCAUCUUUGUUUCCGUCGGCAACAGUGUCUUGUUGAGUCGUAUCAGAGAUAUUUCAGUCGGAGAAGGCCCGAGUGCCAUUCCGGUUGGCCCGAUCAUUCAAGCUGGCGCAACGGCAUUUCGCGACAUGGUCCCUCCUUCGCAGCUGCCUUUUGUGCUUGAUGUAAUUAACAAAGCCCUGACGACUGUGUUUAUGCUUGCCGUUCCGUUGGGGGGGCUAGCAACCAUCGCGGCUUGUUUCAUGGAAUGGAAAUCCGUCAGAGGCAGGGUACCUGUAUGAUUGAGGAUGGGAAAAAGGAGGCAGAGAAAAUGAUGAGUUUGGAACAAAAUUUGGCCGCCAUGGCCAGAAAUUUGGUGUUGCAGAACUUAUCGUUUGUGGGCAUACAUGGUUUCGAUGACCUCAAUAAUCUCUCACCUCGGCUGGUAAUCGAGUUGGUAAACCCCAUAAGCUUAGUAAUCGCUCAACCUUGAUCUGUGAAGGUACGCACUGGAGUUGGGCCAAAGAAACCCCGUAGUUAUCCUGAAG
Messenger RNA from Pseudomassariella vexata, 1833 nucleotides. RefSeq names its product major facilitator superfamily transporter. NCBI's taxonomy places the organism in Eukaryota, Fungi, Ascomycota, Sordariomycetes, Amphisphaeriales, Pseudomassariaceae. The record is from RefSeq and is a predicted model, not a curated record. Bases 1 to 1587 code for a protein of 528 amino acids. Gene Ontology annotation, biological process: transmembrane transport. The transcript is spliced from 4 exons. Gene Ontology annotation, molecular function: transmembrane transporter activity.